CGCUGACAUACUAUAUUGCGGCCGCUGUCGAGGCCGCCUAUUGUUCAUUAUUGCAGCAUCGCACGGUAUGCUGAUAGGAAAAGAAUAUUAAGAAGUGGUCAUGGCACCACCUUGCCCUGGCAGUAUCAUCACUAGCUCUCGCUGGGAUUUGACCUUCUAUCGCAAUGACAGUGCCACCGAGUCCCUAUGCCGAAGCGCAUGUUGAUCCCCAAGGCGUUGGGGAUGCACGACCAACCGCACUCCAGAUCAUCCGGGAUGAGAACUUGGAAGACAAGCUAGUUGGCAAGGCCAUUGUCGUCACCGGUGCGACGUCGGGCAUCGGUCUCGAGACUGCCCGCGCUUUGUCUGCCACCGGAGCGACUCUGUUCUUACCGGCUCGCGAUCUAGGAAAGGCCCGGAAGACUCUCUCGACUAUCCUGGAAUCAGGCCGUGUCUCUCUCAUUGAGAUGGACAUCAACUCGUUUGCGAGCAUCCGGAUGGCGGCGUCGGAGAUCCUGUCUGCUUCACAGAAUCAGGUCAACAUCCUCAUCAACAACGCCGGGGUGAUGGGCAUCCAGGAACGCCAGCUGACUGAGGAUGGCCAUGAGACGCACUUCGCGACCAACUACCUGGGUUCUUUCCUCCUGUUCCAGCUGCUGAAGCCGGCCUUGCUGGCCAGCGCCUCGCUCGACUUGAACUCUCGAGUGGUUAAUGUGUCGUCGUCCGCGCACCGCUUCUGCACUCUUAUGAACAGUGACGAUUACGAUUUCCAAAAAAGCGACUACAGCCAUGAACUGGCAUAUGCCAACUCCAAGUUGGCCGCCGUCUACAUGACCAACGAGAUCGAUCGUCGCUACGGUUCUAAAGGCAUCCAUGCCACCAGUAUCCACCCUGGGGCCAUUAACACGGACAUCUCCCGAGACAUAGGUCCUGGAUUCGUGGCAGCGAUCAUGAGCAAUCCGGUGGUUCUUAAGAUCCUGAAGUCUCCAGAGCAGGGAGCAGCGACGACGGUUCUGGCCGCGGUUGGAAAAGAGUGGGAGAGCAAGGGAGGGAAAUAUCUGGAGGAUUGCCAGGAGGCAGAACGAGGAAAGGAUGACGGUCAGGCAUUUGGGUUUGGAUAUGUAUGCCAGACGUACGAUCCCAAGGACGAGGAGCGCCUGUGGAGAGACUCGCUGAAGCUGGUGGGCGUGAGCGACCAUCUUUGA
Molecule: messenger RNA, 1184 nt
Organism: Aspergillus melleus
Lineage: Eukaryota; Fungi; Ascomycota; Eurotiomycetes; Eurotiales; Aspergillaceae
Product: putative short-chain dehydrogenase/reductase
Exons: 1
Coding region: 165-1184 (339 amino acids)
Source: RefSeq, a predicted model, not a curated record